ACAUGGAUUACGAAAUACGUGUGUUUACCUAUUUAUGUCUUGUUGUUCUAUCUAAUACGGUAUAAUUGUAUAUUAUUUAGUUCUUGAUCCUUAUAUUAUGAUCGUGUGCUUGUGAAUUGAUACACAAAAUACCAAUCUUAAUGAUCGGUGCUAGCUGACAACAAUACUGUGCAAUGGGAUUGUUUGUUUACACACCCAUGGUGAAUCCCAUCGAUUGAGCUGUUUCUACAGCUCAACAAUUAACAGAAUAGUCCGAGCUAAACUACUCAACCAAAUGUCGGCGUCGGCGUCCGCGUAAUGCUCUGGUUAAGCGUACUGAGAAAUGACUGCGAUUGACGCGGCCCGGUCGAUAACAUUCAGUGUCGACCUUUCGACGCAGUGCCAGAAUCACCUACUGUUUCUUCGGGCAGUUGACAAUGCCACCGCCCUGCGAAGCGACGCGAACCUCCAGAGGGCGCUGUACCGCUAUGAGCACUUCUGGCUUCCGCUAGCGGUGGAACAUCCGGAUGAGACACUGUCGGCUCCCCUCGAUAUCGAGUGGAUGUGGCACUGCCAUCUGCUGUCGCCACGCACGUACAUCGACGAUUGUACAUCUGUGGUGGGAAUGGUUGUGAACCACACGUUGAAGAACAAACAAGAUUUCAGAAUGUCCCAGGAAAUAUCAAAGAAGUAUUGGAACACAAAAUAUCCAGGGGAACCUUUUCACCCUAAUUACUCAACUAAAUUUGAUGUAAAACUUAAAGACAACUUCGUUUCCAAAAUAACUUACGACAUCAUAGCUGCUGCAAAGCGGCAAGGCGUGUUUUACUAUCAAGUGUCGUUACCCCAUUACAGCGACGAAACUUUCCUUGACAGUGCCAUUCUGCGGUAUAAGCAAUUUCUUUAUCUGAGAACAAAACUGGACAAGGCUUUUAUAACGCCUUGUUUUGACCAAGAUCUCGUCUGGCACUCGCACCAGCUGAACCCGCGUGCGUACGCAGACGAUACAACUAGGAUCGUCGGGUAUGUGUUCAAUCACGACGACUCCACGAACGACCGCAGCGAGGGCUCGGAGCUCGUGGUAUGUCACAAGAAUACAGCGGACCACUGGUUGGAGCUAUAUGGUGAGCCUUUCGCUUCGUACGGGGCCAUGUACCGCGGUUACCCGUCCAUAGGAUAUUUUACCAAUGUCCCAGUAGGCAAACGUGGUUCCGGUCCGCUUAAUGUUUCUAUAGAUAAAAUCAACGUGUGGGUAAAAGGCGACUGUGGUUCGACUGACGGCUUUCAGUUGGCGAUUUUAGCGGUGGGAGGGAACCGUAAGCCAAAACUGCUGGCAACACUGAUAAUUGAUUCUCGCGAAACUACAUUAUCAAAUUGUUUGACUUGGACAGACAUUUGUGAUUUAAAAGUAGAGCAUUCUGGAGAAAUUCGCGUACAACUGAAACAAAAAACCGGCAAAAGGUUUAUAAUCUUUGGUGACGCAUACAGUUUGCUGGAAGAAUCCACAUUGGAUUUGGAGGUAGACGGUAAUGAUCUCAGACAAGACAUUCACCUUGGAACAUUCCUUGUUCGAGUUGCCGCUACAGUGAAACCGGAACUGCCUACGUCGGAAAUCAUGCAUCUGGUCCUACAUUCGGGAAACUUCGUGAAAGCUACGGUACCGGAAACUGUGCGCCGGUCCUGGGGGCCUAUGGCUCUGGAGCGACUUCCGUCAACCAAACCGAACGACUGUAGGGAGGCCAUGCACAGCUUUCGAAGUCCAGACGGCUCCGAUGAUUUCAAAGUUCGAGUUCUGCACAGCGCGCCCCUAACUUUGUCGUGCAUACAAGUGUUACACAAAGACAAGAUUGCAGCGUUUGCCUGUUUGACACACGUCGAUCAACUUCCCUUGCCUACGCAGGUCAGCACAGACAUCCCGAGUUUGAAUCCCCGUCAAGGUCAGAGAGCGGUCACUGUAAAGAGUAACCAAAGCGACUGGUGUAUCGUCACCGGGAAGUGGGUUCAAAACCAACUCGAGGACACGGGGUCGAUUUCUUUAAAUUGUUUCUAUUUGAAGAGUGGGGAAUGUGAGAAGCGAGUUGUGUUUUACGACAGAAAUAAGAUACCCGAAACUCUCAAACUAAUGUCAGUGGAAAUUGAUUUGCAUAAAGGCAGUCUGCGACUGCAGCCCGCCAACGGGGACAUAGCCGAGAACAUCGCUCUGGCGAUGGCGGUGGCUGUACUGCACGUCCUGUGCGUGCCGAGACCGGAGAACACUCCCGAAGGUACGCAGUUCAGCUCGUUUCUUGGUGACGUCGCCAUGGUUAGGGCGGCAGGUCUGUACACGGACACGCCCAAUAACCAGUUUGUGGAGAGUUUAUUCGGGGAGCAGUGCGCGGCGUUAUGUGGAGGGGGUAAACUGGACUGUAGCAGCCGCUGGAACGAGCUACCGACCUCCGACUGAGUGCGGGGUUAAUUAAUAUAAACAAACAUAUCAUUUGGUUCCAUGAGCACGAAGAUUCUUCAGCUUAUGCCUACGGUAAUCUUAUACAUAACACGCGUAUUAUUUUAGUCAGAAUUAAAGGUUCAGACUUGAUUUGAUUUGAACAUGAGAAUUUGCCCGAUUGUGUUUUUAUGGCAAGAUUUGAUAUUGUUGUCUGUUCCAUAAUUUUUAGAUUUAUUCAAACCAACUGUUUUGCUAUCAAUAAUAUCAAUAUAUGCGGUAUUAAAAUGUACUAACGA
Dreissena polymorpha is the source of this 2700-nucleotide messenger RNA. RefSeq lists its product as uncharacterized. The coding region runs from base 323 to 2422 and encodes 699 amino acids. Lineage: Eukaryota; Metazoa; Mollusca; Bivalvia; Myida; Dreissenidae. The transcript has 6 exons. The record is from RefSeq and is a predicted model, not a curated record.